Messenger RNA from Dalotia coriaria, 1312 nucleotides. RefSeq names its product Histone H2A variant (gene His2Av). The record is from RefSeq and is a predicted model, not a curated record. Gene Ontology annotation, cellular component: nucleosome; chromatin. Gene Ontology annotation, molecular function: DNA binding; structural constituent of chromatin; protein heterodimerization activity. Lineage: Eukaryota; Metazoa; Arthropoda; Insecta; Coleoptera; Staphylinidae. The coding region runs from base 157 to 549 and encodes 130 amino acids. The transcript is spliced from 4 exons. Gene Ontology annotation, biological process: heterochromatin formation.
CUGCGGCGACGAUUUGGCGCGUCGACGGUCGGACGCGUCGCCCGUCUAGCGUACGACAGUAUUCGGCUAGCAGUGAUCGUGUGAGCAGUAUCCCAAGCGCGGGCGCACAUAUACACUUUGGUCCCACACAUACGCCACAAGCGUGAUUCCGACAAAAUGGCUGGCGGCAAAGCGGGCAAGGAUUCGGGUAAGGCGAAAGCCAAAGCGGUGUCGCGCUCGGCGCGAGCUGGACUCCAGUUUCCGGUGGGCAGAAUUCAUAGGCAUUUGAAAAAUCGCACGACAAGCCACGGACGUGUCGGUGCUACCGCUGCCGUUUAUUCGGCCGCUAUUCUGGAAUACCUAACCGCUGAAGUGCUGGAAUUGGCAGGUAACGCGUCGAAGGAUUUGAAAGUGAAGCGUAUCACCCCGCGCCAUUUGCAAUUGGCAAUUCGCGGUGACGAAGAAUUGGACAGCUUGAUCAAGGCGACCAUCGCCGGCGGCGGUGUCAUUCCGCACAUCCACAAGUCGCUCAUUGGCAAGAAGGGCGGCACGCACUCGCAGCCCGCCUAGACACCUCCCCCAACUCGCUCGCAACUAGUUAAUAAGACGUGUACAAAAUUUACAUUUAAGAAGAGGAGUGUCGCCGCUGCCAUGGCUGCCAUAAUGUGUUUUAAUAUUUGACGGUACGCAUCCGUGGGACAUUGCGCGCCUCCGCGGACUCAACGGCCGUAAAUGAAUUUCUCUUGGGACGAUACAGGCACAAUCACACGAUCAUCUGAUUUUUCAUAUACAUAUUUGAAUUUAUUAUUAUACAUUAUUCAUUUUUGAGCAUAUGUAACACACUUACACACUGUUUACAAACAUCCAGCCGAGAGUGAAGCUGUUUCUACCAUUUUAUUUCCGCAAAAACAUUUUCGAAGUGGUGCACACUUAACCGUACACUAUAGUUCAGUUCAUUAAUGUGCCUUGAAGAAGUAAGCGGAUCAUAUUAGCACUCAAUAAAAUAACGUUAAGCGAAUGAUGCAAACAAAAAAAAGUUUAAAAGACGUAUACAAUGAACGACACUCUUGAGGCGGAAGAAUGAAUGCAAAUGACUGCUGAUUCUUUGUUGUUUUCUUUUUUCGUCGGUAGUUUUGAAGGAUUGGAAGGCCGAACGGUUUUAAUUUGUACUUGUGUUUAUUAUAUUUACUGUAAUGACUUUUUAGCAUUUAACUACCAUUUAUUUAGAUUUAAAUCACUUUGAUUUUAUUCUGUUUCCUUUACAUAUUUCGACAACAUAUUCGAUACUAUAAAAUAAAAGAAAUAAUUGAUAAUAAAGUAAAUUUUUCAUAAA